UUCAGACACGUCAUUCGGAAGCUACACUGGCACGGUAAAAUGUGUUUACACAUUAUUAUGUAAAUGGUGAUUUUGCGUCAUCAAUGCAUCAAGUACAAGAGUCAGUGAAAUGAAGCAAAGUCAUCAAAUUAUUAAGACGUUACCAAACCAUCAGAAGAGCGAAACUCGUUUGUUGAACCUCUUUUCAAUAUUGUCAUUGCUCUAAUGGUAUUUGUGAUACACUCCGACGCCCAUGGACACCUGCACAGUCACAAAUAACGGUCACUAUUAUAGGAGACUAUAGCUCUCACCAGGGAGGAAGCAAAUCCAUAAGUAGGAUUUGAAGAAAAUCCAUGCUCUCACAAAAGACGGAGUUUGAAGUUGUUUCUUCUCGAGUUACUUUGACAAUGCAGACGAAAACGGUCAGUGAAACAUCAAUUAAACUCGUCGCGGUUUAUCGACUUCCAUUUCGAUCUUCCACAAAGGGCGAGUUGUCCGCGUGGGGAUAACAAAACAGCACCGCCCAGUAAUCCAUUUAUUGGGUUGCAUACGGUACAAUUAAUAAGGGUAACUUUCUACGAAACUCUCCGCGAAAAGAGUUGGCAAACAGCUUAACUCAGCUUUACUCUAUUAACACCAUGGCCGCAAAACCAGUAAAGGAUACCGUCAUCGAGAAUGUACGAGGAAAAAUUCAGUUACUUGUUCGCCAGAAUUCAAAGAUGUCGGACGUUGGUGUUGAAUUCGAGCGGGAUCCAGAGGAGUUGACUUUGUGCUUUCUCUGUCAGAAAGACUUGACCGUACCGAAGAUUCUGCCCUGCUUGCAUACAUUCUGCAAAAGCUGUCUGGUGAAAUUUGCAGAGGAAAAUGAAAAGAGCGGAAGUAUUCGGUGCCCGCAAUGCAAAGACCAAACUUCUGCGCCUAUUAAAACUGUUGAUAUUGGGGCACUCCCUGAUAAUUCACUGGUGUCGUUCCUGCAAGGUGGUUCCCCGACGGAUACAGCAGAAAAACACAAUGAUGUGCAGUGCACUUCAUGUAAUCACGAAAAGCCAGCCUCAUCUUGGUGUGCCAAUUGUCAGGACUUUCUGUGCGAGUCGUGCUUUUCAUCUCAUGAAAGUUUAAAAGUUUUGCGAAAUCAUAAAGUAAUUGGCAUCGAGGAAUGGAGAAAACAGAACGGGAAAACGUUGAUCGAGGAAAGGUUAUGCCAUCAGCACAACGGCGAACCAGUAACUAUAUACUGUGGAACAUGUAAGACACCAAUGUGCAAGGAUUGUGCCGAUUUGGAUCAUUCAACUGGGACACACAGAAAGUGCUCUUUGCUGGAAGGGGCGGUAAUAUGCAGGCGGUCAGUUGAGAAACUCAUGACUAUUUCAAGACAGACAGAGGCCAAAUUUAAAGGUGCCUGGGAGAUUUUGGACACAAUGAAAUCGGAUCUGAGGGAAAGUACGCAAAGUCUAAGAAAAGAAGUAGAGCAAGCUUUCAAGGAUGAGAUAGACGCUUUAAACGACAGGAAAAAUGAAUUUCUGACUAAAAUUGACAUGAUUGAAACACAGCGGCAAGGCACACUCAAGACACAUGUAGACAACGUAGAGAAUAUACUGGAGCAGUUCUGGACUGCGUUUGACCUAACGGAAAGCUUGAUGGACAAUGGCAACGACUUUCAUGUCCUGAUCUUGGAGCCAAUCGUAUGUGAGAGACUCAAAUCACUGUAUAAAAAACAACCCGAGCUUCCUCAUCAUGAUCUUACGGUCGUUGAUCUCACGGAAGAGACCGAAGAAGGAAGAGAGGAAGAGCAAGUAGAUGAGGAAGAAGUCGACCGUGUCCAAGAGUCCAAGGACACCAAGGAGGAGGAAGUACCUGUCUGGGAGCUUGAAACAACUCUUGGGGACAGGGGAGCUGGAGAAGGGCAGUUUGACUGGUGCAGAGGAGUGGCGGCAUCUCUGGAUGGCGACACGGUAGUUGCUGACUGGGGAAACGAUCGCGUUCAGGUUUUCAACAACGGUAACACUUUCACGUGUGUCCUCAACUCAGACAAGCGAGAAGAUGGGAAGAUAUCGAUGCCCCAAGAUGUCGCCUGUCUUCUCGAUGGCCGUUUUGUCGUCAUAGACAAAUCUCACUUUGUUAAAGUCUACGAUCCGAACGGGAAGUUUCUUUAUCGCUUCUCGACGCUCAUGGCAAACGAGAAAACACUCCCAUCUGAUGUCGAGCUUAGUUGUGUGACUGUCGACAGAAGAAGCCGCAUCGUUGUCGGUGAUUGCAAACGCAACUUGGUCACUAUUCACUACAUCGACGGUAAACUAAUCAAGACAGUGCCUGCCGUAGGACCCGGUCAUAUUGCAACCACGUCCACUGACCUUCUAGUGGUGAGUUGUCCACGCAAGCAAAAGGUGCGAGUGAUGAACCACGACGGUCGGUUCGUUUUCCAAGUGGAUACAUUUGGACUCGGAGAGAAGUUAAAACCAAGAGGGGUGGCUUGCGAUAAUGACAAUAAUAUUUAUGUGGUUCACAAGGAAAGAGGCGGUGAGAAAUCCGUCCAUAUGUUUAACAGUCAUGGCAAGUACGUAGCAUGUGUGGCAAAGAAUCUAAGAGAGCCGUAUGACGUUGAUAUUGCUCCUGGGGGAAAGGUUAUCGUAUCAGACGAUGACGCAGUCAAAGUUUUCAGUAGGAAGUACAAAAAGUAGAAACCUGCAAAGACCCGGGCAAAACAGUUUAUCUACGUGUGGUAGAAAUGGUCAUAAUUUGCGCUUAUGGAUGGAUUGUACAUGACGUCAUUGACCACUAUAUUUGAUGAAACGUGCACGCGUUUGUCAUCAAAUAUGGCGGUCGAUGACGCUAUGUGGACUUCAUCUACGUGUAUAGGUUCUUAGUGUAAAACGUAUAUACAGUUUAACCUUGGGUUGUUCGCAUGGAACACCUGCACCUUGCUGCACUCUAAAAACAACUCGGUUGGAAAUUAAUCCGAAUUCAAAAUCCUAAACCGGGUCAGCCUAAAAAGAAAUGCUUCAAAAGUGUUUUUAACUCCAGGUCAUUUUGACUCGGAGUCUGCAUCAUUUUGACCCACUUCUGGGGACCCGGCGGGAAGCGGGUCAAUGCUGAGCCAGAGGUUUUUGGUGUGUGCAGAACCCUCAGCCUCCAAUUGCUUAAUAAGAUGGGUAUAUAAUUAUUUUUGACAUGUUGAGGAGGAGAAGAUGCCUCCAUCUAACUUAUUACGUAAUGAUGGUCAACACUGCAUGCCUUAGUAUAGCUGUAAUCUGUAUACAUAACCCCAUGCACAACGCGAAUUUCACGUCUAUCCGCCAUUUUGUGAGUCAACUCUUUGUGUUUGGGAGAUCAAUAUUUUUAUUUUGUGUAUGGUAUACGGUAUACUCCAAUCUCAUUUACAAGGGUGGUCGAUCUCGCAGUGCUGUUUUUUUUUUUUUUUUUUUCAAAACUUGCUUAACGCAAGCAACGAAUGAGAUUGCCUCCAUGCCCCCUGGUUAUUGCCCUUACAAAAAUGAAGCAUGCAGCCUGCUCGCUUAUGACCGGGGAUAUACGUUUUCGCGGUUGUGACCAAGUUCUGUUUACGUCCAAUGACUAACUAAUGGCCAAUAUUAUGCAAUUCAUGGUAUUAUAAUGUAAAGCAUUUUGAGAAACGUUCAUGUGGUUACGUUAAGAAAACAUCGGUUUGAACGUCCUUAUGUUUGAAACUGAGAAGAGUUACCAUGGGGUAAUGUUUCGAUUAUUCCUAAAGAUUAUUAUUCCUGCGUGAAUAUAAUAUUCACUCCGGAGUUUCGGCGAUAUCGUCAGUAUGCGACCACAUUUUGAAAUGACAUUUUAACAGGUCAAUUUUUACACAACUACGUUAUUUUAUAUAGGAUUAAAAAAAUCGAACGGUUCAAAAAACCAAAGGUAGACAUUGGCUUUAUAUGUUUCGUAUGUAAGGCAGAUUGUGUGCAAACCCGUUGAUAAACAGUACUGUUUGAUAGGGAAGGCCGCCCAUAAUACAAAAUAGGGGUCAAUUCACUCUAAAGAAACAGAACAUUGUGUAUUUUGUUUAACCUAACAAUUUAGUUGAAUGCAUUCAACUCAUGUUGACCAAACAGAUCUAGGAGCAUGAGUUCAUAUCUCGGACUUAUGUUUAUUAAACAAGUUGGACUUAAACUAUUUUGUCAGGGAAACAAAACAAUUUAUUUUAUGACGUAGGCCUACAUUUUGGGUAUUAUGUUAUAAACUUUAGUUCAGUCGCAAAGUUACAAAUUUGUAUGUUACACAUAUGCUAUAAUUGUUAUAGGCACUGCAGCCGAUUUCACGAAACGCUAGGAUUAAUCCUAACUUCAGUUAGGACGAGUAACCCAUCCUA
Molecule: messenger RNA, 4315 nt
Organism: Asterias rubens (European starfish)
Lineage: Eukaryota; Metazoa; Echinodermata; Asteroidea; Forcipulatida; Asteriidae
Product: E3 ubiquitin-protein ligase TRIM71-like
Exons: 1
Coding region: 618-2657 (679 amino acids)
Biological process (GO): positive regulation of DNA-templated transcription
Cellular component (GO): chromatin; nucleoplasm
Molecular function (GO): zinc ion binding; protein binding; ubiquitin-protein transferase activity
Source: RefSeq, a predicted model, not a curated record